Messenger RNA from Cutaneotrichosporon oleaginosum, 1188 nucleotides. RefSeq lists its product as uncharacterized. The record is from RefSeq and is a predicted model, not a curated record. Lineage: Eukaryota; Fungi; Basidiomycota; Tremellomycetes; Trichosporonales; Trichosporonaceae.
AUGGGCAUCCUCACUUGGCUCGCCAUACCUCUUAAGUCGCUCUGGCUACUCACCGUCCCCGCCACCGCCAGCGUUCGCAUGCUCUACCGCGUCAUUAGCAUCGGCGUUUUCCCCUGCAAAUCGGUGUUCUCAUCCAGAUCUCGCCCCAAACAACAGCCUCCUCCAUCCGUCACUGGCCGGGUACUCGCUGUUAAGCUCCGAAAGUCCCAGUUGUCUUCCUUCACGGCCGCGCCUCCCCCGUGCGACUCUGCUAUCAUUCCUCCCGGCGCCAGUGCCCGAACUGCAACCGAAGCCUGGAACUCCGACGGUCGCCCUUUCUUCUAUACUCUCAAAAUCAAUCGCGUGAACGUCAUGGCUGCUCAACGGUCAUGGGAGUGUAUACUUUCACGGUUACGCAACUCUACGAACGGCGAGAUUGACGACGCUUUUAUCAGUCAGCUUGUCGCCCACACCGAGACUCUCAAGGAUCACUUGUACGUUUACGGCGAUAUAUACGCUAUGAUGUCGGCUGUGAAGACGGCCAAUCGCCUGUACCUUGCUCAGCAAGAAAGCGCUCUCGAGACGUUGCUUGAGGCGGAGGCACAUGCUGUUCAGUCUGCCGCCGAGCAGGAGCUGGAGAUGGCCGCCUUAGUCAACGCCUAUCGCGCUUUUCGUCAGAAGCACGCCGCGUUCAACUCGCUCUCGCAGCCAUCUUCGCCGAGUCCAUCUCAGAACCUGGGUACACCGAACUCGCCCACCCCCGCCCCAGCCUUUGCUGGUCUCGGCCACACUCUAACUAUUGCCUCUCCCUCCGGCGGUAUUGGCGAUGACGACCUCCUUCUUACCUCUGUCGUUAAUGGGCGCACCAUGACAGUUACCGAGGCCAUCACCGAGUUCAAAACUGUCAACGCCGAGGCCGCCGCCCGCCACCGGGUCUCCACUUGCGCAAGGUACGGCACUGCCCAGUUGCGCAUGAUAGUGCGUGAGGCAGACAUCGAUCUGACGAUCGUCUUGGCCCUCCUCGACCUGUGCAAAGGCUUAGAAAAGCCGGCCUUAUCGUGUCUUGAGGAAGCGCGCCUUCGGAGGCCUCAUCUCUUCUCCUCUGACGACCUCGACCUCGAUCCUGGGGCACGUUCAUUCUCCGACAUCACCGCGGCCAUGGCUACCUACCUGGGGACUGUCCAGGCCAGGAAGGUCCCAUUCCCAUAG